Molecule: messenger RNA, 2930 nt
Organism: Hordeum vulgare subsp. vulgare (domesticated barley)
Lineage: Eukaryota; Viridiplantae; Streptophyta; Magnoliopsida; Poales; Poaceae
Product: pentatricopeptide repeat-containing protein At4g04790, mitochondrial-like
Exons: 16
Coding region: 33-2669 (878 amino acids)
Molecular function (GO): protein binding
Source: RefSeq, a predicted model, not a curated record
CUCCGCCCGCCGCCCUCGGCCACGCGCCACCGAUGUGGAAGCGCCUCCUGGAGACGACCAAGAAGGUGGCCGCCGCCGCGCCCGAGCUCGCAACCCGGAAGCGCCCCUCCACCAGCCGCGGCGCCGCCGUUUCCCCGGCCACCGCGGUCUCCCCCGCCUCCCUCCUCCGACUCAAGCAGGCCGCCGCUUCCAAGAAGACCAUAUUUCCCUCCUCCCUCCCCCACGCCGUCGCCAACGAUGGGGAGGAGGAGGAGGACAACUCCCGUGAUUUCACCAAGGAGAUCCUGUCCGUAUUGAACGGUCCUGAUGAAGCGGAAGAGUCGGGGGUCACGGAGGCGCUGCCGGAGGAGUCCGAAGACAAUGUCGACGCCAUCGGCAACAAGAUACUGGACAUGGAGUGGUUUGCAGGGUCGCAACCGAGUAACGCGAUGAUGCACUUGCGGAAGGAGGUGGCGAGGGAGAAGAAGAAGCGCUACAUCUUCAAGAACACGGAAAGCCGCCGCUUCACGAGGCUGAUGCGGAUGUGCGCCGACAAGCUUGGCAUGGAGUCUGCGCUCGAGUUCUUCGGGAGGCUGGGGAGGGAUACCGGUCCCAAGGAGUUCAAUGCAUUGGCUAGGGUUUGCUUGGAAAAGGCAAGGGCCUGCGGGGAAAUUGACUCAGCAGUGGAACAUAUUUUUCGGGCAUAUCGGCUUUUCGAGAUGAUGAAAGAUAGGGGGUUUCAGAUCGAGGAAGACAGUUACGGGCCAUUUCUCUUGUACCUGAUGGAUGUGGAGAUGUUGGAGGAAUUUGAGAUGUUCAGCGCAUUUUUUAGGGAUGCGAAUCCACGGUCCUGCUCCAGGAUACCUUAUUACGAGAUGUUGCUUUUGAUUCGAGCUCAAGAUGAAGAAAGCAUUCGAGAACUUUGUCGCUCUGUUGAAGACUGCAGUGAGGAAGCUGAUUAUUGCAUAGCAGAAUGCUAUAUGCUGGCCUUUGCUGAAAGCAACAGAAAGAUGGAUUUUGUCACGUUCUUGAAAUUACUUGACCCAACAAAAGUUUUAGGGUCGAAGUACGUAUCCAGUAUAUUCAAGUAUAUGGGUAGGCUCGAACUGGAGACCCAUGCUGAGAAACUUCUUCAGAAGAUGACAUCAAAAGAAUACUCCGAUGUAAAAGUUUCAUCCUUAAUUUUUGACUAUGCUGCAAAUAUUCCGAGUUUAGAGGCUGAAGAUGUUAUAUCAGCGUUUAAUAAAUGGCGAGAGAAGUUUAAGAUAACACCUUCUGCGGAUGCAUAUGACAGGAUCAUCUCUUUUUGCUGCAGCUCAUCGAAGACCAGCUUAGCUCUUGAUGUGGCUGAGUGCCUUUGUAAAUCCAAUCCCAGUGUGCCGAUUGAAUUGCUUAAUCCAAUAAUACAUGCCUGUGAGCAAGGCUACGAGCUCCACAUGGCUCGUCCCUUAUAUAAUCUGAUGAGUCUCUACAAGUUGAAAUUGAAACCCGAAACUUUCAGGAGCAUGAUAAGUUUAUGUGUAAAAAUGAAAGAUUUUGAAGGUGCUUACACUAUACUCACAGAUGCAGAAGAAUCUGGAGAGACAUCCACCGUAAGCCUGUAUAAUGUUAUUAUGGCAGGAUAUUUUAGAGAGGUGAAUUCCUGUUUGCCAGUCCUUCAUUUUGUUUACCUCAAUGAUGUUUUUAUGUCUGGAUAUUUUAGAGAGAAAAAUCACAAUAGAGCACAAAUGGUCAUGUCGCAAAUGCGGAUUGCUGGAGUAAAACCAGACUCUGAAACAUUCAGUUAUUUGAUCUCAAACUGUGAUUGUGAAGAGAAAAUAUCAAAGUACCUCGAUGAACUAAGGCGAGAUGGAGUUCAAAUGACCAAGCAUGCAUAUAUGGCACUAAUUAAUGCAUAUUCAAGACUUGGGAAUUUUGACAUGGCCAAACAGGUUGCCCUGGAUAAGGAAAUACCACCUAAGUGUCUCAGUGAAGUAAGAAGCGCACUUGUAGGAGCGCUUGCAUCGAAUGGGAAGCUAUCAGAUGGACUUGAAUUGUUUGACGAAAUCAAGCAAUCCGGAGGCUACCUUGAACCAAAGGCCGCAAUAGCCCUGAUUGAGCAUACUCAAGCAGAAGACCAGCUAGAUAGACUGUAUCAACUUCUGGAGGAGGUGAGCGAGCCAGGCAUGUGGUUUGAUGGGUGCGGCAGAGUGCUUCAAUACUGUGUUCAGCACAAUCACUCCGAUGCCGCUGUUGAUUUACUUAAGCAACUGAAGGAGACAAAUGAAAUGAGUACGUACAUGAUUGUUGAUCAGGCCUUCUGCCAAAUAUGGGAAAUGGAGCCUGUAAAUUUGGAUAUUGGAAUGGUGCUUCUCCGUGCUGUCAAAGAGCUUGGUCUUCAUGUUUCUCGGACAAGCCUUGAUUUUCUUCUCAGCGCGUGUGUAAAGGCAAAGGAUUCACAACGUGCCCAGCAGAUCUGGGAGGAGUAUGAAUCCUCUGGCCUUCCACACAACGUGCUGUCUUCCUUGAGGAUGUACCAGGCUCUUCUUUCGUCUGGCCAGAGGUUGGCAGCUAAGAAGGUGUACAAAACAAUACCCAAGGACGAUCUUCAUGUGCGCUGCAUACUAGAUUCUUGCAAAAACACAUAUAACAGCAAGCGCGGUAAACGUUCUGCUGCCAUUAAGCCCAGUUCAGGAAAACAAGAGGUAUAAGGGAUGCAUCACUCUGCCACUUCCGUUACAAUGAAAUACUGGAAGCAAUGGAGCCCCAAUUGCUCCCUUCAUUAUCCACUAUCAUUCUUUUACUGGUAAAACCGUCUACCGUUUCUUCUAAUCAUUUGGCUGGUCACUAACGAACCUGGUAGAAACACGGAUCAUUACAUUUACAUUUAGAGAAACUUCAUGAGACUGGGUUAAAAGGCCAAACAGACAAAAGACUGGCCACCCACAUAAUAGACUUUUCUGAGCAUGUCC